AUGCUCUUUAUCUCCGUCCUCACCACCAUUGCGGCGGUUGGCGGCGUCAACGCCGCCUCCUCGUUCGCCUCCACGGCCGACGGCCGGAACCAGUUCACGCCCAUCCAGGCGCCCGUCCUCAACGCCGCCAACCCGGGCAUCGACAACUGGAAGUUCACCAUCAAGGAGAAGACGGGCCGGAAGCAGACGGUCAAGGGCUUCGGCGCGGCCGUCACCGACGCCACCGUCGCCGCCUUCAACAAGCUCAACGCCAACCUGCGCUCGCAGCUGCUCAACGAGAUCAUGACGCCGGCGGGCCUCAACUUCAACCUGCUGCGGCAUACGGUCGCCAGCUCGGAUCUCUCUGCCGAUCCGGCGUACACGUAUGACGAUGCUGGCGGCAAGGUCGAUACGGGAUUGAACAGCUUUGGGCUGGGAGAUCGUGGGAAUGCCAUGAUCAGCAUGCUGGCCAACAUGCGGAAGCUGCAGUCCAACCUGACUAUUCUGGGAUCACCGUGGUCGCCUCCUGGGUGGAUGAAGGUCAAGGGCCAGCUGAUUGGCGGCGGCACGGCCAACAACAAGCUCAACCACGCGUAUGAGGAUGCGUACGCGCAGUACUUUGUCAAGUACCUGAAGGCGUACGAGAGCGGUGGUGCGCAUAUCGAUGCCAUUACGCUGCAGAACGAGCCUCUCAACAACAAGGACGACAUGCCGACGAUGCUGAUCCAGCAGGACGAGUCAGGAGCCUUGAUCCGGGACAAGGUUGGGCCUGCUCUGAGGAAUGCGGGCUUGAGCACGCAGAUCUGGGCCUGGGAUCACAACCAAGACGUCUACUCGUACCCCCAGACCGUCAUGAACAUGGCCAGCCAGUACGUCCAGGCCGCCGCUUGGCACUGCUACGCCGGCAACAACCCCGACAACUGGACGCCCCUGACCAAGUUCCACAACGAGUUCCCCGGCAAGGACCAGUACAUGACCGAGUGCUGGACGGCCGUGGGCACCACCGACUGGGUCCACAGCUCCAGCUUCAACAUGUUCCCGCUGCAGAACUGGGCCAACGGCGUCAUUGCCUGGACGCUGGGCUCCUUCACCGGCGGCGGCCCUGCGUUGUCUGGAGGCGGUAACUGCCACCAGUGCACGGGUCUUGUUACCGUCUCUCCGGAUGGAAGCAGCUACAAGAAGGAGAUUGACUACUACAUGAUGGGACAGUUCAGUCGGUAUAUUCCCAAGGGAGCUGUUGUCGUCGAUGGUACGGGCAGCUACUUGUUCCCUGAUAACACGGGCAUGGAGGCCGUCGGCACGAUUAACCCGGAUGGCACCCGCACGGUGGUCAUCCAGAACAGGUACAACCACGAUAUCUGGGUGCAGGUGGGCACGGAGUCGGAGAGCCAGACUUGGAAUGCUCGCGUUCCUGGUUCGUCGGUGACGACUUGGAUCCUGCCCAAGGCUUAA
Trichoderma reesei QM6a is the source of this 1431-nucleotide messenger RNA. RefSeq names its product glycoside hydrolase family 30. The coding region runs from base 1 to 1431 and encodes 476 amino acids. Gene Ontology annotation, biological process: glucosylceramide catabolic process. The transcript is spliced from 2 exons. The record is from RefSeq and is a predicted model, not a curated record. Gene Ontology annotation, molecular function: glucosylceramidase activity. NCBI's taxonomy places the organism in Eukaryota, Fungi, Ascomycota, Sordariomycetes, Hypocreales, Hypocreaceae.